Messenger RNA from Eubalaena glacialis (North Atlantic right whale), 3306 nucleotides. RefSeq names its product EF-hand calcium binding domain 6 (gene EFCAB6). Gene Ontology annotation, cellular component: nucleoplasm. Bases 67 to 3012 code for a protein of 981 amino acids. Gene Ontology annotation, molecular function: calcium ion binding. The transcript has 19 exons. The record is from RefSeq and is a predicted model, not a curated record. NCBI's taxonomy places the organism in Eukaryota, Metazoa, Chordata, Mammalia, Artiodactyla, Balaenidae.
GAAGAAUUGCGACGUAUUCUAAAUUGCGUGGUUGUAAAAAUAAGUGAUUCAGAAUUCAAAGAACUAAUGCAAACGCUUGACCCUGGGUGCACCGGAUUGGUCAACGUCAGCACGUUUAUUGAACUGCUUGAAGAGAACCCUAAGCUAAGCAAAAUAUCCUCCUGUAAAGACACCAAGGCACCUCUCUUCCUGGCUUGGGAUUCAGUGGAAGAAAUUGUUCAUGACUCCAUUACCAGGAAUCUACAAGUUUUCUAUAAUAUGCUGCAGUCACAUGACCUUGGAGACACAGGGCUCAUUGGGCGAAAUAACUUCAAGAAAAUCAUGCGUGUUUUCUGCCCAUUUUUAACAACCGAACAUUUAGUAAAACUCUGCAAUAAGUUUCAGGAUAUUGCUUCAGGAAGAAUCCUUUACAAGAAACUUUUGGCAUGCCUAGGAAUUAAUGGCCCACCCACUGUCUCUCCAGUUCCUGUUCCAAAGGAUCAGCUGUUAAAUGAACAUCUUCAAAAAGAGGAACAGCAGCUGCCAGCUCUUUCUGAGAGAGCCAAGCCCACUGAGAGUAAAAGUGCUGUGACCAAGAAUAUGACCAAGGAUGCGGUUAUUGAAAAACUCAAAAACUGUAUACGGCAGCAGGACCCAGCAUUCAGAAAACGAUUUCUGGACUUCAGCAAGGAGCCUAAUGGCAAGAUUAAUGUGCAUGACUUCAAGAAGGUCCUGGAAGAUAACGGAAUGCCGAUGGAUGACAAGCAGUAUGCUCUGCUGACUGCAAAAUUAGGAUAUAAGAAAGAAGGGAUGAGUUAUCUUGAUUUCGCAACAGGAUUUGAAGAUCCUAAGAUGAAUGGGCCAGAAGUGAGUUCAUCUCAGACUCCAGUUCUUUCCAAAGGGAACUUGGACGGCUACUUUAUAACUGCUGAAGAGUGCCUGAGACAGUUCCCCCGGAGACUGAAGGAAUCCUUCCGGGACCCCUACGCGGCCUUCUUUAAGAUGGAUAUGGACAGGGAUGGCAUCGUCACCAUGCACGACCUUCAUCGGCUGCUGCAGCACCUGCUCUUCAACCUGAAGGAUGAGGAUUUCGAGCGAUUCCUGGGCCUUCUUGGCUUGAGGCUCAGCGUCACGUUAAAUUUCCGCGAAUUCCGAAACUUGUGCGAGAAGAGACCGUUCAGAAUAGAAGACACCGCGCCUCAGAGACUCAUUAGACCAAAACAGAAGGUCGCAGAUUCAGAACUGGCUUGUGAACAAGCGCAUCAGUAUCUUGUUACCAAAGCAAAAACCAGAUGGUCAGACUUGUCUAAGAAUUUUAUCGAAACCGACAAUGAGGGCAACGGCAUUCUUCGACGACGGGAUAUAAAGAACGCGCUGUACAGCUUUGAUAUUCCCCUCACACCCAGAGAAUGUGAGAAGCUUUGGAUGAGGGAUAAGCUUAAGGACCACUAUCAAGAUAUCAGCAAAGCACUCACCAAACUAGAUAAUUCCAAAAAUGGCUACAUAUCCUUAUGCAAGAUGCAGACGUUGCUGCAGGACUGCGGCUGUCCUCUGAAGGAAGAGGAGCUGGCCGAUCUUCUAAACAGUUGGGGAAUCAGCUGGCAUGGUAAUUCCAUCAAUUACCUUGACUUCUUGAGAGCAGUGGAGAAUAGCGAGCCGACAAGACCUCAGCCACAAGAGAAAGAGGAGAGCGUGCCGAUCAGUUUUGCGACCCUAAGUCCAGAGGAGCUUCUGAAGAACAUCCAGGAGGUCGUUGCCUCCUCCAAUCCGGCUUUGUCAGCGGCAUUUUCUGCACUGGAUAAAGAGGACACUGGGUUUGUAAAGGCUUCGGAUUUUGGACAAGUUCUUAAGGAUUUCUGUUACAAACUAACAGAUACCCAGUAUCAUUAUUUUUUGAGAAAACUAAGAAUUCAUCUCACCCCCUAUAUAAAUUGGAAGUAUUUUCUCCAAAACUUCAACAGUUACCUUGAGGAGGCUGCUGCUGAGUGGGCUGAGAAGAUGCCCAAAGGCCCGCCGCCCAUAUCUCCCAAGGAAAUGGCAAACCAAGAGGUCCUGGCCCGGCUCCACAAAGCCGUGACCUGCCACUACCACACCAUCGCCCAGGAGUUUGAGAACUUCGACACCAUGAAGACCAAUACCGCCUCCAGGGACGAGUUCCGGUCCAUUUGUACUCGCCACAUCCAAGUUCUGACGGAUGAACAAUUUGACAGGCUCUGGGACGAGAUGCCCGUCGACGCCAGGGGAAGGCUGCAAUACCUGGACCUCCUGAGCAGCUUCAGCUCGGAGAAGGCGGCCCCGGGCGACUCGGCCAAGGCGCAGAGAGGGAGCAGUGUCCCCCAGGUCUCAGAGAGAAGCAGGUCUGCAGGGUCAUCGCCCGCUCGAGACCUGAAAACAGGGUCCAAACCGCGGAGUCACCCCUGCACCCCCGCGAGCACGACCCCGCCGCUGCAGAACUGCAAGCCCAUCGAGAACAAGCUGCGGAAGAAGAUCCAGGGCUGCUGGCGCGAGUUCCUGCGAGAGUGCCAGGAGAGGGACGCCAACAAGCAGGGCGACAUCCCCGCCACCGAGUUCCAGGUGCUCGUGGAGAAAUUCAACCUGGAUGUAAACAGAGAUGAGUGCCGGCAGCUCAUCGUCAAGUACGACUUAAAGAACAACGGGAGGUUUGGUUAUUGCAACUUCAUUCAGAGCUGCGUCCUCCUGUUAAAAGCAAAGGAAACCUCGCUGAUGCAGAGAAUGAAAAUCCAGAACGCGAAUAAAAUGAAAGAAGGCGGUGCUGAGACGUCUUCCUUUUACUCCGCUCUGCUGCGGAUUCAACCCGAAAUUGUGCGCUGCUGGAGGCCGAUGCGGCGCACGCUCAAGGCCUACGACGAGGGAAGGACGGGGCUUUUGAGCGUGGCUGAUUUCAGGAAGGUCCUGAGGCAGUACAGCGUCAACCUCUCCGAGGAGGAGUUCUUCCACAUCCUGGAGUAUUAUGACAAGACGCUGUCUUCAAAAAUCUCCUACAACGACUUCCUCCGGGCCUUCCUUCAGUAGGGGGACAGCUCUGUGAGCCCAGCGCGGACAGACAGGGACUGCAGGGCCUGUCCCCCAGACUAGUGAAAUCUAUCAUCGGGGUGUCUCACGAACUUCCAGAGUGUCCGCAAAACAAAGCCUACACCCACGCCCGGCCUGCGUCUUUCCGAGGUCAUCCCGGGCCCAGCGCGGGGCUCUAGCAUCAGCAGCGGCCUUCCAGAGGGCCUCGGGGCUGCCCCGCUGAGCCUCGGGACCCUUGUCAGUUUGAGCAAAUUAAAAUGUUAGUCUUUGCAAGAAUGAUGCUUGAGACUUUAA